AACUUUUCCUCCUUGGUGUGCUAAAGCCGAUGUAUGAAAAACAGUGCUUUUUCUGAUGUUUGCUGCUUGAUCAGAAUAACAAAACUUUAUCUGUGUCGUAGUGCAAAAUGAUGCUGUAAAAAGAGAUAUUGUGUUCCUGCUGGAUGGCUCUGAUAACACCAGAGAUGGAUUUGCAGACAUAAAGCGCUUUGUCAAAAACAUAGUGGAACGCCUCCAUGUUGACGAGAGCCUUGACAGAGUCUCUGUGGCUCAGUUUGCUGAUAGCACCAAAGUAAACUUCUAUCUAAAUUCCCACAAGACAAAAAACGACAACUUGAAUGCUAUUGAUAACUUAACGCACAAAGGUGGGAGGCGGCUUAAUGUUGGAGCGGCUCUCCAGUUUGUGAGGCACAGGGUCUUCACGUCCUCCACGGGCAGCAGAAGACUAGAAGGAGUGCCUCAGAUUUUAAUCAUUCUAACAAGUAAAGCAUCUACAGACAGUGUGAAAGGACCAGCGUUUGCUCUUCAAGAACAUGAAAUUGUGGCAGUCGGGGUUGGAGUGGGAGAUGCUAACCUUGCAGAUUUGGAAAUGAUUGCAUUUGAACCCGGCUUCAUAUACAAGGUCCCUGACUUCUCCCAAUUAAACACGGUCCAAAAACACGUUCUUGCUGCACUGAACAUACACAAAGACAAUCAGGAAACCAAGAAUGGAAUCUCAGAUUUAGUAGUUGAACUAGAGUCUCCUCAAAGAGACAUUGUGUUUCUGUUGGACGGAUCAGAUGGCACACUGAGUGGCUUCCCAGCAAUGAAAACCUUUGUCCAACAAGUAGUAGAAACUCUCAGUGUUGGUGAAACCAAAGACCGUGUUUCUGUGGUUCAGUACAGCCGAGAUCCAGAGACACAUUUCAGUCUGAACACCCACACGGAUAAACAAGCCGUUCUUAAUGCAGUCCGACAGCUGGACCAUAAAGGGGGCCAGCCACGAAACACUGGUGCAGCUCUCGACCAUGUGAGGAGGAACGCUUUUGCAGAGUCCUCAGGAAGUCGGCAUAUGGAGGGUGUCCCUCAGAUACUGAUCCUGUUGACCGCAGGAAGAUCUCAAGAUGAUGUUACAAGAGCUGCUGCUGAUCUAAAAGAGGAAAAAGUUGUUCCCUUCUGUGUUGGAACCAAAACUGCUGACAUAUUAGAGCUCCAAACGAUUGCACAUAAUCCUUCCUAUGCCUUCUCGGUCCUUUCAUUUGAUGACAUUGGAAGCAUUCAUCAACAGCUUGUGUCACUGGUGAAAAGAGUGCCACGGCAACAGCUCAGAGAAAAAGCACUGAGUGGUAUAGGUCAAACGCAACAAAGAGACUUCAUGCAACGAGAUAUUGUGUUUUUACUGGAUUCUACUGAUGAAAUGUUGAGUGACUUCACACAAGUGCUUGGCUUUGUUGAGCAGAUGGUGGAGAAACUCAACGUGGACGAGGGGAAAGAUCAAGUUUCUGUGGUUCAGUACAGCAACGAACCUUCUGUUGAGUUUCUCCUGAACACGCACAAAACACAACAGACAGUUGGUGACAGUUUAAAACGCCUGAGAAAUAAAGGUGGCAGCAGUCGCAAUACAGGUGCAGCUCUGAAUUACGUCAAGCAAAACGUUUUCACAGCUUCCUCUGGAAGUAGGCGCCAACAAGGAGUCCCCCAGUACCUGGUUCUUCUAACCAGUGGUCGGUCCAGUGACGAUGUCAGAAAUGCUGUGGAAAACUUGAAAAGCAUUGGUGUGACGUUGUUUGUGGUGGGAAUAAAAAAUGCAGACAUCCUUGAGAUGCAGUCCAUUUCCCAGGAAGCCAGUCAUGUUUUCCUUGCAACGGAAUCCACGUCUGACAUGUCAGACAUUGAACAACAAAUUCUUUCAUCCACUGAGAAGAGUGGGAAGUAUGUUCCCAAAACAGCUUCCUUUGAUCCCAGCAGCAGGGAUGUUGUGUUUUUGAUUGAUGGUUCGGAUGAUUCCCAGCGAAGAUUCCCUGACAUUAUAGAUUUUGUUCAGAGAAUAGUGACAGGCCUAAGCAUUGGCAUCAACACAGACCGCGUGGCCGUGGUCCAGUAUAGCAACACAGCCGAGAUUGAUUUCAACCUGAGUCGCUACGUGACAGAGAGUGACGUUGUGGAAGCAGUGAACGGUCUGACUCACAAGGGAGGUUAUCCUAAAAACAUUGGAGCUGCUCUUCAGUAUGUCAGAGAAUAUGCAUUCACUCCAGAGUCUGGAAGUAGGAUCCAGCAGGGCACUCCACAGAUACUAAUCCUGCUGAGUGGUGGCAGAUCUGGGGAUGACAUAAGAACCUCAGUCAGAAUGCUGAAGGAAAUGGGAGUAACCAUAGUAGCCAUCGGGACAAGUGAUGCAGACACCUUAGAGCUACAGACAAUAUCUCAUGAACCCAAAUAUGCUCUCUCUGUUACCGACUACGAAGAACUUUCCACUGUCAAGCAGGAUGUGUUGUCUUUGUUGAGAGAGACUUCGCAUCAUGUUGCGCAUUCAGUAGGUUUUGGUAAGCUCUGUCCUUCUCUUUACAACUCACUUUAAAAAGAAAUCUGCUGGGAACUUCAACUUGAGAAAACUCUGUUGCUUUUAAUAUGUACUUCUUGUCUUUGUUGCAGAUUCAAAGAAAAGCGAUGUAGUUUUUCUAAUUGAUGGAUCA
This is a messenger RNA of Fundulus heteroclitus (mummichog), 2651 nucleotides long. Its product is annotated as collagen alpha-3(VI) chain. NCBI's taxonomy places the organism in Eukaryota, Metazoa, Chordata, Actinopteri, Cyprinodontiformes, Fundulidae. The coding region runs from base 569 to 2536 and encodes 655 amino acids. The transcript is spliced from 4 exons. The record is from RefSeq and is a predicted model, not a curated record.